GGCGGCUGUAACUGCCCCAACCGGUAUGGCGCCGUCCUUCUACCCCUUCACCCGAAAAUGAACAAACCGCCCGCGUCCAGAGCACACACCGAAUCUGUCGAGCCCAACGACAAGCCAAUGCCACCAAGACGUCCAUCUGAAGGUCGCCGACGUCCGAGUUACCAGCGUGGGUCGACGUCGGCGACCGGUCAUCCAGAACCACCGGCUCGCCGACAACCCACGGCCGGUGGUCGGUCGCGCCAAACUCCGUACGAGGGAUCGCCGUCCGCAGCUACCUCGGCCAUCUCGGAAUACACGUUUGACUACAGCCAUGCGACCGCCAACAUUCCGCGCCCGCCUCCGAGCACCCCAACGUACUUGAACAACGUGGCGCCCAUCUCGUCCAAGGACGCCGCGGUCAAGAGCUCCACGAUGGCGCUGCUUCUCACGUCAACAUUCACGAUCGACGAUGCAUUCCGGGCCAUCGACCGCGCGAUCCAGGCCGAGGGUGACGGGCGAUUCCGGGAGGCUCUCAAGCACUUUCUGGAUGGGGGGGAGAUAAUUGUGUCGGCGGCGGAGCGGGAAGCCAGUCCCAAGGUGCGCAACCUGCUGCUGCACAAGGGAAAAGAGGUGCUCGAGUGGGCCGAGCACCUCGCCGAGUGGAUCGAGCGGUACCAGAGUCACAGCGCCCCCCUUCGCGUGGCGAAACCCAUGGCCAUAGAAGUCGAGUAUGAUCGGUCACACAAUUCCCCAGAACUCGACGCGUCGGAGGCUCGCACGAUGGUGUACACGCCCGUGUGCUGCUCCGCCAAGGCAUUCACCGAGUCGGGGUAUCGGCUGCAGUGCAUCCAGAGCGGCCGCCGUCCGAAGCUCAUGGUCGUGAUCACCAUGUAUAACGAAGACGCGUCGGAACUGCGCUCGACUCUGCGCAAGGUAUGCAACAACGUGUACUACCUCAAGCAACGCAGUUUGCCGGGGUAUGAGGGCGACGACGCGUGGAAACAAGUGUUGGUCGUGGUCGUAUCCGACGGCCGCACCAAGGCCAACAAGGGUACGUUGGACUGGCUCGGCAGCGUCGGCUUGUACGAUGAAGACGUGAUGCACAUCACGUCCACGGGGGUGCCCGUGCAGUGCCACCUCUUUGAGCACUCGCUGCAGUGGACCAAAGAAGACAAGAGCCUCCGGUUCCCACCUCUCCAAGUCGCGUUUGCAUUGAAAGAGGCCAACGCUGGCAAGCUCGACUCGCACUUGUGGUACUUUGACGCGUUCUGUGAGCAAGUGAUGCCCGACUACACCGUCUUGCUGGACGUGGGGACCAUGCCGACCAAGAGUUCGUUCUACAAAUUGCUCACGGCCCUCGAAAUCAACGCCCAGAUCGGCGGCGUAUGCGGAGAAAUUGCCGUCGACCAGCCCAUCCCUAACAUGUGCAAUUGGGUCGUGGCGGCCCAGCAUUUCGAAUACAAGAUCUCCAACAUCCUCGACAAAUCGCUCGAGUCGUGCUUUGGGUUCAUCUCUGUGCUCCCGGGGGCGUUCAGUGCGUACAGAUACAAGGCAAUUCGAGGGGAGCCGUUGGAGGCGUACUUUAAGAGCCUCACGACGUCGAUGGGCGACCUCGGGCCGUUCGCUGGCAACAUGUACUUGGCCGAAGAUCGCAUUCUGUGCUUUGAAUUGCUGGCGCGGAAAAACUGCAACUGGACCAUGCAUUACGUUAAGGACGCGAUUGCUAGAACGGACGUACCGACCAACCUGAUUGACCUGAUCGGGCAGCGAAGGCGCUGGCUCAACGGGUCGUUCUUCGCAACGUUGUUUAGCAUAUGGAACUGGGGACGGGUGUACACGGAGAGCAACCACUCGAUAGCCCGCAAGCUCGCGCUGCUGUUGCUGUACGUGUACAACAUCCUUCAGGUCGUGUUUUCGUGGUUCCUGCCUGCCAACUUUUACCUGGCGUUGUACUUUGUGAUCUUUCAAGGGUUCCAGGAGAACCGGUGGAACUUUAUCGACACGUCGGAAGUAUCCCCCUUAAUCCGUGAUGGCGUGCCCGUGGUAUUCAACGCGCUGUACGCUGUGACAGUGUUCACGCAAGUGGCGGUUGGGCUUGGCAACAAGCCCAAACAUGUGCGCGCCACGCACUACGUCAUGUCGCUCCUGUUUGGAGGGCUCAUGCUCAUGGCGUCUGUGAUAGCAAUUGUGAUCUUCCUUAACGCGACCAAAAGCACCGAAGCGAUUGUGUUGGCGUUGCUCAUUCUCGGCACGUUCUUUGUCGGGUCGGCCCUGCACUGUGAAGUGCACCACAUCGCUCUCACGUUUAUCCAGUACACGGCCAUGCUGCCCAGUUUUGUCAACAUCUUGAUGGUGUACUCGUUUUGUAACCUGCACGAUUUGAGCUGGGGGACCAAGGGGAUUGAUUCGGGUGGCCACGGCGAAGUCAAGAGCGGCGGCGCGGUCGGCCAGUACAAGGACGUCGUGGCCAAACGCAAGGCCCUGGAAGCGAGAAAAGCACGGCAAGCGCUAGAGCAAGACGAACUCAAGAAACGCUUUGACGCGUUCCGGACCAACUUGCUCUUGUUGUGGGUGUUUACCAACAUGACGUUUGUGGCCGUGGCCGUGGCAUCGAUCAAGGCGGAAUGGUACCUCCCGUUUCUGUACUACUUCGUGGCGGCGUUCAAUGCGGUCCGCCUUGCCGGGUGCGUCGGUUACCUGCUGUAUUACGCGCGCCAGUUUUUGAUCUUCAACACGUUGAGUGCCACGGGGGCGCUGCACAAGCGACACGAAGCGAGAAAGGCGCACCAAAAUAACGAGGUGGAGGGGGGGGACGUCGAACUUAACACGAUCGAGGAUGGAGGAGGUGCUGGGCUGCUGUUACGACCAUCGGCCAACGACGAAGGAGGGCCGCCGAUGGAAGUGGUGCAAAAUGCGUAUACGCGUAUGCGUUAAGAUAACCCAACCCCUCUAUGAAAAUCACUACUGUCCC
Messenger RNA from Aphanomyces astaci, 2950 nucleotides. RefSeq lists its product as hypothetical. The coding region runs from base 58 to 2913 and encodes 951 amino acids. Gene Ontology annotation, cellular component: cell septum; cell periphery. NCBI's taxonomy places the organism in Eukaryota, Oomycota, Saprolegniomycetes, Saprolegniales, Verrucalvaceae. The record is from RefSeq and is a predicted model, not a curated record. Gene Ontology annotation, molecular function: chitin synthase activity. The transcript has a single exon.